Messenger RNA from Tachysurus fulvidraco (yellow catfish), 2880 nucleotides. It is a transcript of the gene spg7, whose product is annotated as SPG7 matrix AAA peptidase subunit, paraplegin. The record is from RefSeq and is a predicted model, not a curated record. Gene Ontology annotation, cellular component: m-AAA complex; membrane. The transcript is spliced from 17 exons. The coding region runs from base 52 to 2448 and encodes 798 amino acids. Gene Ontology annotation, molecular function: zinc ion binding; ATP binding; ATP-dependent peptidase activity. Gene Ontology annotation, biological process: protein-containing complex assembly; mitochondrial protein processing. Lineage: Eukaryota; Metazoa; Chordata; Actinopteri; Siluriformes; Bagridae.
ACUUCGAUUCCAGAAGACAGCGAUUUGGGAUUCGGCCCCUCAGCUGAGAACAUGGCGGCGUUGCUUCAACAUGGAAGGCGCUACAGUAAACACGUUACCUUUGUGUCAUCUCAUAGCGUUGCUUUACACUGUCGCAGGGAUCAAACACUUUUCAGUACAAAUGUAGUUAAGAUCCCGAUAUGCAGAAAUUGUGCUGGAUGGCGUUUUUUUGUGCAGCCCAGUCGGGGUGUGAAGUCACAUCUCAUUCAGCAAAUACUGAACAGACCCCUCAGUCCAACAUUUCUAGGGCUGAGCAAAGUGAUCUACAGAAACCGCUUGCUGACUGAUCCAGUGGGAUUGUGGAGGAGUCUUGAUGCUGUCAAUUAUUUCAACACAUCAUCUGACAGACAACAGAAGAAAGAUGGAUCAAACAAGAAAUCACCCAAAGAAGACGAAGAGGAAAAGAAGAGGCGUGAGCAGGAGAACCAGAUGUACAAGGAGCGCCUGCGCAUUCUCUUCAUCAUUGCUGCUUGCAUGAGCCUACUGAACUUGUUUACCUCCAACGGAGGAAACAUCUCCUGGAACGACUUUGUUAAUGAGAUGUUGGCCAAAGGUGAGGUGGCACGGGUGCAGGUGGUGCCAGAGAGCGAGAUCGUGGAGAUCGACCUCCACCCUGGGGCUGUGAUUUUUGGCAGGCCUAGGCUCGCCCUGACAUACCGCAUGCAGGUGGCCAACAUCGACAAGUUUGAAGAGAAGCUGCAUGCUGCAGAAGAGCAGCUCAAUAUCGACCCUAAGGACAGAAUACCGGUGUCCUACAAGCGCACAGGCUUCUUUGGGAACGCCCUCUAUGCUCUCGGCAUGGCGGCUGUCGGUGUUGGAAUCCUGUGGUACAUCUUCCGUCUGGCAGGGAUGGGUGUAAGAGAGGGUGGAUUCAGUGCUUUUAAUCAGUUAAAAAUGGCAAAGUUCACCAUCGUUGAUGGAAAGUCUGGGAAAGGUGUGAGCUUCAAAGAUGUCGCCGGGAUGCACGAGGCUAAGAUGGAGGUGAAGGAGUUUGUGGACUAUCUGAAGAAUCCAGACAGGUACUUAAACCUGGGAGCAAAGGUACCUAAGGGUUCACUGCUGCUUGGGCCACCUGGCUGUGGCAAAACCCUGCUGGCUAAAGCAGUAGCUACUGAAGCCCAGGUGCCCUUCCUCGCCAUGGCAGGCUCUGAGUUUGUGGAGGUGAUCGGAGGUCUUGGUGCUGCAAGGGUGAGGAGUUUGUUUAAAGAGGCAAGAACACGGGCACCCUGCAUCGUCUACAUUGAUGAGAUCGAUGCUGUGGGCAAAAAACGGUCCACUAACAUGUCCGGCUUCAGCAACACAGAGGAGGAACAGACCCUGAACCAGCUGCUGGUUGAAAUGGAUGGAAUGGAUACCACCGAUCAUGUCAUUGUCUUGGCAUCCACCAACCGAGCAGACAUUUUGGACAAUGCACUGAUGAGGCCAGGUCGGCUAGACAGACACAUAUUUAUCGACCUCCCCACUCUUCAGGAGCGAAAGGAGAUCUUUGAGCAGCACUUGAAGAUCCUGAAGCUUUCCCAUCCUGCAGAUUUCUACUCCUUGCGUCUGGCUGAGCUCACACCUGGCUUCAGUGGUGCUGACAUUGCAAACAUUUGCAAUGAAGCAGCUCUUCAUGCAGCGCGUGAAGGGUUCAAGUCCAUUGACACCUUUAAUUUUGAAUAUGCAGUGGAGAGAGUUAUUGCAGGCAGUGUGAAGAAAAGCAAGAUCUUGUCCAAAGAGGAGCAGAGGGUGGUGGCUUUCCACGAGUCGGGCCACGCUCUUGUUGGCUGGCUUCUGGAGCACACAGAAGCUGUCAUGAAGGUGUCGAUAGCUCCCAGGACCAACGCGGCUCUAGGGUUCACGCAGAUCCUGCCGAAGGACCAGUAUCUGUUUACCAAAGAGCAGCUAUUUGAGAGAAUGUGUAUGGCUCUGGGUGGAAGAGCUUCUGAAGCCAUUACAUUCAACAAAGUCACCACAGGCGCUCAGGAUGAUCUGCGGAAGGUGACGCGUGUUGCCUACGCCAUGGUGAAACAGUAUGGCAUGGCGCCCAGCGUGGGACAGGUGUCUUUCCCAGACACCGAGGAGCAGGUUGGUAUCGGACGCAGGCCAUUCAGCCAGGCACUUCAGCACCAGAUGGAUCAUGAAGCCAAGAUGCUGAUUGCACGUGCAUACAGACACACUGAGAAACUGCUCCUGGACAACAAGGAUAAACUUGUACUGUUGGCAAACGCGCUUCUUGAGCGAGAGGUGGUGAACUACGAUGACAUCGAGGCUCUGCUCGGUCCUUCUCCACAUGGACCUAAGAAGAUGAUCGCCCCUCAGAGCUGGAUUGAAGCUGAGAAGGAUAAGCAGGACAUUGUUGAGGAAGAGCCUCCAGUACCCCCCCGAGCCCAGAGGAAGGAUGACGAGGAAGAGGAGGGACCAGCAUGAUCCUCAGAGGAUGUGGCGAAAAACGGAAUAAAAUGGUGUGAAUCUCAUCCUGGGAAUUGUGGGUAAUGUGCUUAGCAGGAAAGAAAAGAAGGAUGUUUUUCUGAUGAUCCGUGUUUAAAGAUGGCACUUGUAGGAGAAAAACUGGUUUCAUUAGGACAGGAAAUGGGAUGUGAUUUUACCUGCAGUGUUUUUUUAAACACAGUUGCAGUUGUGUAAACUGCUUAGGUGCAAAUGGACAUUACUUAAAUAAUUAAAGCGCUCUAUGCACUGUUUAUUUAUUUUGACAUGGUGUAUGUCAUGAAGUCCCUUUAUGAGCCCUGCUGAUUUAGAAAUCAUUAUCAUCGCAGACGAUUUAAUCUGAACACCAAACUGUACAUUUUCCUAACUGUACAUGAGUGUUAUAAUAUAGAUGUUAUUUUUAUGUUCAAGAAA